This is a messenger RNA of Acanthamoeba castellanii str. Neff, 1602 nucleotides long. RefSeq lists its product as uncharacterized. The annotation marks the transcript as partial. The record is from RefSeq and is a predicted model, not a curated record. The transcript is spliced from 11 exons. Lineage: Eukaryota; Discosea; Longamoebia; Acanthamoebidae.
CAGGCCCUGGCCCGCCGGUUGCCUCUGCCCAACCUCGCCCUCGAUGACAGUGGCAUCGGCCCGAAUGGCCAGUCGGUGGGCGAUGAUUGCGGUCAGGAGAACGAAAGUGAAGAAGGAGAAGAAGAGUCGGAAGACAUGCGAAUCGAGGAGGAAGAGUUCAAGAUGCUUCUGGAAGAGGGGAAGACUUACGUCGAACGGCCGGUGCCGCCACACCCGCGACACGGCCUACUGGACAUGCUCGACGCCGUGUGGGUGCGCAUCACUGCACGAUUGCGGCAACACAAGAUCGAGCAAGAGGAGUACUGGGGCGAGUACCGUGGCUUCCGCCAUCCACCCGCCAGCGAGCUCGUCGAGAUAGUGUCAUCGCGACGGAAUAACGUCAUCGUGUGCCUGCUCGAGUUCACCGUCAAGCACCCACUCAACGGUCAAGAGGAGAGAUACAUCUUCAACGUGAAGGAGGAGGUGAAGAUGCGAUACAGAAGCCCUGGCAUGGGCGCCGAGGCUGAUCAGACGUGGUUCCUCGAAAUGUUCUGCUACCCGCCCAACGUGACCAAGGCCAAGCUCGUCCUCAGCAACUUGUACCGCACAGUGUGUGGUAAUUCGCUGACGCCCAAGCGGAGGCACAUCGACUGCGAGCUGCUCCUGGGCCUUUCUUCCGCUCUGGGUCUUGGCACCUAUGAUGUACUACGCGUUGUGAGGCUGAUUGCGCUGAGCGCUGGUUGCCACGAGUCACUCUCGAAGCUGCAGCUAAAUAGCGAGGAUGAUGACGACGACAAGUGGACCGAGGCCAACUCGUCUCCCGACAUGUGCACGAUGGUACCACCUUUCGACAUGGCGUAUCCAGAGGUCGAUACCCUCUUUGCUCCAGGGAGGCACACACCAGUGGACCUCCUGCGCGAGCUCAAACUCUUUGUGAGAAGGUGGCGCCUUCUACUGGAGCUACCUCGAGCCUAUGUGGUGUGCCACGAACUCGACUGGGUGGAGCUUGAGGACGUUGUAACGCUUCUUCCUUUCAUCUCGCCCGAGAAAGGGGUGAGUAGUUUUGUGACGUGGAGGUCCGGGACAAGGAGAUAUCAGGGCAAGGCCUCUGUCAGGCUGCGAGUGCCUGACGAGAAGGGGCAACUUCGGAUCACUUGCCGCCUGCAACAGGUGCAGCAACGAGUGAAGUUCUCGAUUCGCGCCGCUGCCUCUACGGCUGCACUCCAGCGCAGAACCGACGUGUUUUAUGGGCACUUUGAACUGCCCAGCGCCCAACCGCCGUCAAAGUACAUCAACGACCAAAUGGCUGGACCCGGCUUCUUCGACCAGUUUGCGCGCACCUUCAACCUCUCGCUCCGCAUACCGGGCACUGAUCUGCGCGUGCAGGCGGCCGUCCUGUUGGCCGUGUGCUGCCUGUCGUCAUGCACGCCGUACAACUUUCGAGAGAAGCAGCCCUUCAUUGGUCAUCUGUCACAAGAGCGCUGCGAACUGAAGACGCGCGGGCGGGGCCUCUCCUUUUCCCCAUCAGAGGCCAGACACUCAAGACUCGCGUAUGGUCCGUUCCACGACUGGCUCCGCGACGUCGACUGGCUCCGCUACGGCCACGUCCCUUCUGGCUGCUGA